AGAGAGAGAGAGAGAGAGAGAGAACGAACGAACUCGGGAAUUAUUCUGAAGAAGAGACAGGGAAAAAAGAGAGGCACAAAAAUAUCCUAACCUAAUGCUUCUGCUUUUGUUCUGCCUGAAGUAAACUUGUCGCGUAUUCUAGAUAAUGUCCAAGAAUGUCCAUUUCUGGGACUUUGAGCAACUACUACGUGGACUCCAUCAUAAGUCACGAUAGCGAUGAACUCUCAGGCGCCACUCGCUUUUCCAGCGUCCAGUAUCCCGGACCCACCUCCGCUGUGACCGAUGGAGCCGCGCACUCCGAGCACGCUCAUUCUGAGUCAUAUCCAUCCUGCAGCUUCCAGCCCAAACCUCCGGUCUUCUCAUCACCCUGGGGCCCGUUCAGCCCGCAUGGAGCUAGUGGUCUCCCCGCAGUCUACCAUCCCUACAUCCCAGGCCAGCAUGUGCCCGCCGCAGACACACGGUGCAUCCGCUCAUGGCUGAACUGUGCUCCGCGGGACUCAGAGUCUUUUCCGGGCCAGAGCCAAACUGGGCAGGUCAAACUUGAGCCCCAGAUUGCCCAUCAAGGCGGGGAGCUUCCCAUCAAAAUCAGCGGACAACACGAAGCCACCACGUACAUCCUGGAGUCAAUUUCCACGGCAGGGCGUGAGCUGAACCAGCACCCUACUCCCGCCCCAGGACCAGGAUUUAAAGAAAGCAAGGAUGUUUGUGAAGGGAAUAGUAAAGACAAGGACAGCGAUCAAAAUGACCCCUCCGCCAACUGGCUUCAUGCACGCUCCUCCAGGAAGAAGAGGUGCCCGUACACUAAAUAUCAGACCCUAGAGCUUGAAAAGGAAUUUUUGUUCAACAUGUAUCUCACGAGGGACCGAAGGCAUGAGGUGGCACGCGCACUGAACCUGACAGAGAGGCAGGUUAAGAUUUGGUUCCAGAACCGGAGAAUGAAAAUGAAGAAACAAAGCAAGGACCAGUCGAAGGAAUAGUGGGAUUUUCUCUCUCUCUCUCUCUCUCUCUCUCUCUCUCUCUCUCUCUCUCUCUCUCUCUCUCUCUCUCUCUCACACACACACACACACACACACAAAUAUUCAUAGCCUACCAUAUAUUUAAUGCAUCAUAAAGCAUCAUGCUUGUAUGACCAGAACACAAAGGUCUUCUUAAACACACAUGCACAUCAGCUUUCAUUACCAUCAGUCAGUCUGCUCAAAUAAUCCAACAGGACACAUUGAUACAGCAUUCAAAAUAUGCUAGAUAAACGAAAAGAUUUAUACAGAGCUUUUUAUGAUAUUUGCGAACUGAUGGCAAAUUUAUAUCAUAUAUACUGUAGAUAAACACAUGGAAAGACCUAAUGCAUUAAGGGAUGAGUUAGGUUCAGUAGAUUGGACUUGGACAACUCAGCAAGUAGACCGAAGCUCAAAGAACUACCAACCUCUAAUGGAGACUCAAUGCUCACUUCCUGAAACAUAUGUCCUCAGAAACUGAGCUGAUCUCUAAAAAGUGGUGGAAAUGCUAUAGUAGUGGAGGUCAAGUUUGAAAAUAAUUAUAUUUUUUUAAGAAGGCUGGAACUUUAAAGUUUAUGUUUAACAAAUGAGGAUGGUCUUACACACAGGAUUCAGUUCCUUAUUGACAUUUUCUGCUUUAAAUUAACUGGACUUUACACAGAAAGUCCAGUACAUCAUUAGUCAGUUAGUAAAUAAGAAGAAUACUUUAAGUUAGAAGUUAGUAUGAAUGAGAAAAAAGGCUAGCCACACAUUUUAAUGGUUACAUAAAAGACAGGGGUGGAUUGUUAACUGAAAUACAGACAUUUGUUUCUAUUUCAAGCACUUAUUUUCCUUAGUUUUGACCCAUGCAACCUACAGAAGCACAUUGAGGAGGUGUACGGUCGAAGUAAAAAGAAAAUACACUGUCAGAUCUUAAUUAUUCACUUCUAUACUGGUAAUGAAUAAAUAAUCUGGCCUUUAAAAUUCCAAAAUCAUUUUGAAUCUAACCUUAACUGCACAAACUGAAUAUUCCAGAUAAGACUAUUUCAUAUUUUUAAAGCAACGAUUAAAUCCAUUAAGGUAUGUUUGGGGAAGUAAUAUAAAAAGCAGACCUAGAUUUGUAAAAUCAGAUUGAUGCUCCUGUGCAGGUGCACCCCACUUCUCACCUAAUGAUUGCUGGAGAUCAGCACCAACUCUGCAAAGGGAAUAUAACAACAUAUUAUAAUAGUUCAGGUUUUACUUACUUUGCUUUGGGUUGCAUUUUAAAAGAAAUUAUUUCUAUUUUUCUACAUACAAAAUAUCUACUGUCAACUAUGCAAGUUUAUUUUAUUAUUAUUACAGAAAAAAUGCCACAGGAAGGGCUCCCAAUUCGUUUAUAUGAUGGUUCUGCUUAUAACUUGUCAUCAUUCACUGAUGUUUAACUACUAAACAUGCUACCAUAACUAGCCUGAUACUUGGGAUUGGUUUUCUGUUUGUGUAUUUUUCUUUUACUGUUGUUUUGACAGUUAAUAGCUCUCACAAUUAUUCUUUAAGGAUUUCUUCUAAACAUUUUGAAUUAUUUUUCUGUUUUAUCUUAUAUUUUGGGGUUAACAUACAUGGUAGCUAUGCUGACCAGCCUUUCUGUCUCUGUGGUGUUGUGUGAAGUAUGAGAUGAAUGGCAUCAUGUGGUCUAGAUUCAUAAGAAUUUUGUGUGAGUGAGUGGAAUUUUGAAAUCAUUUAAGUGAGAAAGCAUGAGAGGGUGAGAGCAGAUGAGUGUGCAGGAAUGGAGAGUGAGAGAGAAUAGGUGAGAUUGGUUACGUGUGGGUGAGUGCGAGAGAGCGUAACCUGGUCAACUAGCACAGUGUUCUCCAGAGAAGAGCUACAUUUUUUGAAUAAGCAGCAUCAACAUUUAUAAGACCAAAUGUUUACAUGGUUUGUGAAUGCUUCAAGUCUUGUGUUAUUUUGAACAAAUUAUUUUUUUGCCAUGAUAUAUUGUGUGUCAAAUAUAUCUAAAGGUGUUGCUUGCUGAAUAUAUUAUUUGAAAAAUGACUAAACUUUCUUAACAUCAUACGUUUUUAAUUUAUUUUACUCAAAGCGAUUAUCUUUGUCUUUCUUGCUGGAAUAAGUUGAAUAUGUUGAAUGAUUUUGUCUUUUUGUAACAUGGUGUCUGACUGUACAGUAGAUGAUUUUUCCUUUGUCUGCUAUGCUUUUUAUGGGCUGUUUUCCAUGUUGUUGUGCUGUCUGAAUUAUAUAGUUUGAUGUCAGUCCAA
This is a messenger RNA of Fundulus heteroclitus (mummichog), 3220 nucleotides long. It is a transcript of the gene hoxb9a, whose product is annotated as homeobox B9a. The coding region runs from base 156 to 977 and encodes 273 amino acids. Gene Ontology annotation, biological process: proximal/distal pattern formation; anterior/posterior pattern specification; DNA-templated transcription. Gene Ontology annotation, cellular component: nucleus. The transcript is spliced from 2 exons. Gene Ontology annotation, molecular function: DNA-binding transcription factor activity, RNA polymerase II-specific; RNA polymerase II cis-regulatory region sequence-specific DNA binding. Lineage: Eukaryota; Metazoa; Chordata; Actinopteri; Cyprinodontiformes; Fundulidae. The record is from RefSeq and is a predicted model, not a curated record.